Molecule: messenger RNA, 1124 nt
Organism: Meloidogyne enterolobii
Lineage: Eukaryota; Metazoa; Nematoda; Chromadorea; Rhabditida; Meloidogynidae
Source: the annotation of a GenBank genome assembly
UUUAUUCUCAAAAAAUGGGAAAUGUUUUUAGUCGUAAUGGUCGGCAGCGGCUUCGGGAUGACCCUUUAAUGACUGAUGAACUUCGGCUUCGUGCUCUUUUUGCUGAACUCCGUGCAGAACUUCGUGCAGAACUCCGUGCUGAAUUUAAUGAAGUGAAUACAUUCAUCCGUGAGCAAGUUGAACUUAAUCGGACUUUUACUCAACGUUUGGAUGGCAUUGAUGCCCGUUGCGGUUGCGGUUUAAAUCGAGAAGAGGGAGAAGAAGGAGGGGAUGAUGGAGAGGUCAUUGUUCAACAGGACAAUGACGAUGGACAGGACGUUGACGAACAACCGGAGGAUGCCGGUGAUAGCAGGAGCUCAUCGCUUGAAGUUAACGUUAGCGACAACAGCAACAGGACUUUGACUCCAGACGACCCCAGACCUAUGAGUAACUGCCGUUCAAAAAAAGCAAAGUGUUGUAGCUGCAAAAUCAAACCUGACACCUCUGCUCCAAAACCAAAGAAGGCCAAAUGUGUCGGCAGCAAAAUUAAACCUGAUACCUCUGCUUUAAAACCAAAGAAGGCCAAAGGUGUCAGCCCCAAAGUUAAGCCUGACGUCUCUGCUUUAAAACCAAAGAAGGCUAAAUGUCUUGUCAGCCGCAAAAUCAAGUCUGACAUUUUUGUUUUAAAACCAAAGCAGGUUUUUCUAAUUUUUAUUUUAAUAUAUUCAUUUUUUAAACUUCAGUUUGUCACACGUUUAAGUCUUGUUGUAACCUUCCAAAAUGGUUCUGAGGGAUUGGUUGUUUCUGCGGUUACAUUUACUAAGGAGUUUGCUGAUUGGCCUUUUGAUACAAUUCUUCUGAAAAUUGGACAUUCGAUAAUGCAUCUGCCUUUCCCUGACCCAGUUAUGGUUUUCUAUAAAAGCAUUUUGUUCCAUUGUGGUGCAUUGGACAAGUCUUUUAGCAAGCCUCAGUUGGAUGGAAAUUUGAAGGCUUUGGUUGUAAAGGAGUCUUCUUGUAUUCGUUUGGAGCUGAAGCGUGUUGUUGUGCUUGUUAUUUGCUCCAAAAAAUUUCCGGUUAAUGGCUCUUAUUUGGCUGCUGAGGAUGUUCGGGACUUGCUUGAGCAGUGUGAUAAGGUUUUAGUUUAA